Messenger RNA from Stegodyphus dumicola, 1994 nucleotides. RefSeq names its product putative G protein-coupled receptor No18. Gene Ontology annotation, cellular component: plasma membrane. The record is from RefSeq and is a predicted model, not a curated record. Gene Ontology annotation, biological process: G protein-coupled receptor signaling pathway. Lineage: Eukaryota; Metazoa; Arthropoda; Arachnida; Araneae; Eresidae. Gene Ontology annotation, molecular function: octopamine receptor activity.
GUGACAGUGUAUUUCCAUUUAUCUCCAGUCAAAUAGUGUCCGUAAAGGAUUCUACAAAUUGUUCCGAAUUGAGCUGCAUACCUCGGCAAAAGCUGGCUCAGCAUGGAUAUUCAUAAUAUAGCCAGACGAAACAAGAGGUUAUUCUGCAAAACUAAUAAUUCAAUAUGCAGCUUCAAAAGAAGAGAAUUAAUGUAUUUUGAAUACUGUGAAGUCUAAAAAUGGCACAAGUGGUUAUAUCUUUCACAUUUUGAUUUAUUGCUUCUAAUUAAAAUAACCAUGGAGAUCAUCGUCGAGGACAUCAUCGAAGAUUACGACAACAAUACUACUACGGAACCGGUAGAGUAUCCUAUGUCUACCUUAGAAGCUAUUUUAACAGCAUUGGCAUUAGCUUUUAUUAUUGUAUCUACUAUAUUUGGCAAUGUAUUGGUAAUUAUAUCUGUGUUCACUUAUCGUCCUCUAAGGAACGUUCAAAAUAUGUUUAUUGUGUCUCUGGCAGUAGCAGAUAUUACGGUGGCUGUUCUUGUUAUGCCUCUCAACGUAGCUUAUACGAUAAUGGCUCAGUGGAAAUUUGGAUUGCCUGUUUGCAAGAUGUGGUUGACAUGUGAUGUCCUAUGCUGCACAGCUUCCAUCCUGAAUCUCUCAGCUAUUGCCUUGGACCGCUAUUGGGCAAUCCAUGAUCCCAUCAACUAUGCACGGAAGAGGACCCUGAAACGAGUGCUUAUGAUGAUCGUUGCUGUGUGGGUGGUUAGCAUGCUCAUUUCAGCACCUCCUCUCAUUGGCUGGAAUGACUGGCCAGAAGAAUUUACAGAAGAUACCCCUUGUAUGCUCACAGAAGAAAGGGGAUAUGUUAUUUACUCAGCAAGCGGAUCGUUUUAUAUUCCCCUGCUCAUCAUGACAGUGGUUUAUAUAAAGAUUUUUGAAGCAGCUAAACAUCGAAUACGGGUCAAAGCCAAAGCAGCCGCGAACUUAGCAGCAAUGCGAAAAAGUCCAGAUACAGCAUCAUCGACGAUUCCAUUAAAAUCUAUGCAAUCCGAGAUCAGCACAAUCGCUGUCACUGAUGAUUCAACUUCUUCUUCGGCUGGAAACAAAAACUCGGACGAAAAAAAUGGACCCUCCACCUCUAAAGAAGGUACAGCUAUUGAAGUCAUUGUUACAGAAGCUACCGAAAAAACUAAAAUCGCAGCUUGUGCGGGCAGAACAUUAGUUCCAGAUGGCAACCCGAGACUAACUGCAACUGUUCGCCACUAUAUGAGAGAGAAACAAAAAAUCUGUCUGCUCAAAGAAAGAAGAGCUGCUCGUGUGCUAGGAAUUGUAAUGGGUGUGUUUGUUUUAUGCUGGCUUCCUUUCUUCCUCAUGUAUGUUAUCUUACCUUUCUGUGAGGAUUGCUAUGUUUCAAGCAGAGUUGUAAACUUCAUCACAUGGUUAGGUUAUGUGAAUUCAGCUCUAAAUCCAGUUAUUUACACAGUUUUCAAUAUGGAUUUUAGAAGAGCUUUUGGUAAUAUACUUUGUAAGAAACGUUAACUGAUUUGAUUCAUGAUUUUAUAAUGCAAUAAUAACGUCACUGACUGAAACGGAUAUAUUUGUUGAAUACUUUCUGCAAAUAAUAUUAAAUAUAUAUCAUUACGUGUACAAUAUAGACGUGAAAAAAAGAAGUGUUGCAAUAUGUGUGUUGUACUAAUAACGAUUUUAUGCAUGAAUGUUAUUCAAAGUAGAUGAACAUUUCUAGCAUAAUGUCUUAAAAUUAUGAUUUCAUAUUGAAAUUAAAGUAAUAACCAGAUAAUUUUCUUUUCUGCUUUUGUUGAAAUUUGAAACUUCAUUUCAGAACAACACAAGAGGAAAAGAUAUUUCUCUUUGUGUAAUCAUAUAUUUAAAAUUUAGUCUAGUUUAAUUAAAAGCAAAUUUCAUAUUUUUCAUGAAAAAUGGGCAUUUCCAUGUAUAACAAAAUGAAAAUAGCCAUUAUAUAUUUAUUUAAUUAUUAUCAGUAAUAUUGUACU